Messenger RNA from Acytostelium subglobosum LB1, 1341 nucleotides. RefSeq lists its product as hypothetical. NCBI's taxonomy places the organism in Eukaryota, Evosea, Eumycetozoa, Acytosteliales, Acytosteliaceae. The transcript has 3 exons. The coding region runs from base 1 to 1341 and encodes 446 amino acids. The record is from RefSeq and is a predicted model, not a curated record.
AUGUCCAAGAAGAAUGUAGUGGUCUCUAUAAUUGGUGGAGGUGCGGCUGGUCUAGCAUCAUGCUACUUUGCCGCGAGGCAGUUGAAAGCGUUAAACAUACCUGGUGUCAACAUAAGGAUUUUGGAGAGGAAGAGUGAGACUGGCAAGAAGAUCUUGAUGUCUGGCGGGUCGAGAUGCAAUGUACUCCCAAAGGUCGUGGAUAUAAAGAAGGACUACUUCAGUGAGGACAUGAAUAUAUGCAGGAGGAUAUUGAAUAGUUGGAACGUACCAGACUGUCAUAAAUGGUUGUCCUCCGAGAUUGGACUGCAACUCGCAUUGGAGGAAGGCUCGAAUAAGUACUUCCCCGAGUCAAACUCGGCAAGGGAUGUACGUGAUCUACUGCUCCAAAGAUGUCAACAAUUAGGAGUCGAGGUCCAGUAUGAUCGUUGUGUCAACAACAUCGUCGCCGACACAUCCGAGGACGACUUUGGCGGCUUCACAAUCACUGGUACGACAGACAAGGACACUCAACAACACUUCAAACUGCGGUCGGAUAUUGUGGUGCUGGCGAGUGGUGGCCUGUCCUUUCCCGCGGUGGGCACAGAUGGUCGCGGCUAUGGCAUCGCCUCACGUCUUGGACAUACAGUGCACCCGACCUACGCCGCGCUGACACCACUCACUGGCACACAUCCUGGCGGCAUCAAUGACUUGCGUGGAGUCUCUUUGAACGUCGAGCUCAAGUGUGGCAACGCAGUGUCCAAUCGAUCUGGCAUGGUCUUUACACACAAAGGCUUCAGCGGACCCUCGGUCCUGGAUCUAUCACAUCACAUUGUCCAACCGCUAACUUUGGCUCAACAACAGUCGCAACAACUAGUCGUGCCCAAGUUGAUUGUAUCAUUCGAUGGCGAGACGCGAGACGUGUGGGCAAGAAGGUUGGCCAACGAGACCACAGAGUAUGGCGGACAGAACAUGAUGGUGGCCAAUCGCAUCGGUCAGUUCUUGCCCUCGCGACUCGUCGACGCGCUCCUUGCCGAGUUGGGUGUGUCUGGCACCACCAAGAUAUGCGAGCUGAAACAGGCGGAUAGGAAGGCGUUGGUGGAGUCGCUGGCCGCCUACCAGCUACAGUGCAGUGGACAUGAAGGAUAUAGAAAGGCUGAGGUCACUGGCGGUGGUGUAUCACUGCGAGACAUUGAUCACCGCACUCUGGAGAGCAAGACAGUACCUGGACUAUUCAUCGCUGGUGAGCUACUUGAUGUCUUUGGUCGAAUAGGUGGCUUCAACUUCUACUGGGCCUGGACAACAGGUCGCGCUGCAGGUCAAGGCGUAGCAGAAAGAAUAAAACAUGGACGACCUACUCAAUGA